AUGGCCGAAUAUGAAGACGAUUACAUGUCGGACGCUUUCCUGAAUCAAAUUUCGGAUGUUCGUCCUGGUGUACUGAUGGUCAAACGCGUAAAGGAAGCUUUGAGAAAAGAAACACGACACAAAGAGAAGAACGUACAGAACCGCCAGAAGAGCUACAAAGAACAAGAGUGUGAGAGCCGUGAUGCAGCACUGCAGAGCUCCAUAAGCACUGAAAAUAAAGGCUUUGCAUUACUACAGAAGAUGGGCUACAAAGCAGGACAAGGACUGGGCAGAGAAGGUGCAGGACGGGUUGAGCCGGUUCCUCUAAGCAUCAAAACAGACAGAGGAGGGAUUGGAAUGGAAGAACUGAAGAAAAGAAAAGCUCAUGAGGAGCUUCAGAAUUACAGGAAGAAGCUGCAAAUGAAACAACAUAUGGAGAAGAAAUCACUAGAGGAUUUCAGAGUGCGUAAGAGUACGGAAAGAGAGGAGCGUCAAACUCUGGGCGACCUGAGGAAGAGCCAACGGGCCUGUGAACCGCUCGACAGUCAGAAGGGAAUAACUGUUCCCAGGGACAGCUGGUACUGGCCUGAAGUAGAGAAAGAGGACGAUGACGAUGAGGAAGAGGAAGCAAAGGCUGAGGGAAGUGAGGAUGAGGAGGAACUGACACCUUUAGACAAGCUGCAGUUUCUCACCUCGUACUUGCGAGGAGUCCAUUUUUACUGUAUAUGGUGUGGGACGGCGUAUAACGAUGAGGAGGAUUUGGGCUUGAAUUGUCCUGGUGACACGGCGGCAGAUCAUGAUGACUAG
Messenger RNA from Xyrauchen texanus (razorback sucker), 786 nucleotides. RefSeq names its product G patch domain-containing protein 11-like. Gene Ontology annotation, molecular function: nucleic acid binding. The record is from RefSeq and is a predicted model, not a curated record. The transcript has 8 exons. Lineage: Eukaryota; Metazoa; Chordata; Actinopteri; Cypriniformes; Catostomidae. Bases 1 to 786 code for a protein of 261 amino acids. Gene Ontology annotation, cellular component: kinetochore.